Molecule: messenger RNA, 1852 nt
Organism: Seminavis robusta
Lineage: Eukaryota; Bacillariophyta; Bacillariophyceae; Naviculales; Naviculaceae
Source: the annotation of a GenBank genome assembly
CACGUACAAAAACACUAAAUACACCUGUCGGGUCAUACUAGCUUCUAUGGUACGGUACCAGUCAUUGUUAUGUGCGUGCAUGCUCGGCAACAUCUCUCAACGAUGCGAUUCUCACACAAAAUCGAACGAGCCCACCUUGCUAGCUUGACUUCAAACUAACUCACAACAAAAGAUAAAAACAAAGGAUAAAAACGAAACCAAAACCAUGAAGCUCUCUCUAGCAUCCAUCGUUCUCCUCUCCAUUGGAGCGACGGCGAAAGCCGACUUGUACUCCGACGUGGCUUUUGACAACCUCGCUGCUGCUGCUGCCUUCUGCGAGGCGAAGGGAGAGGUGCUUGCCACUCAAAACGAGUGGUGUGCUUACGCCACCAACAACGCCGGUGUGAACUACGGAUUGACUUUUUUUGGUGCUGACAAAGACUGUGGUGAUGUCGAGAACUCCUGCGGGAUCGAGAAAACUAAGAUUCCAGUCUGUCGCCUCGUCCCUGGCGCCUCUCGUAGGAAUCCCUACACACUUGCUUAUGUUGAAAUGAAAGAUGAUAUGCAGGCAGGGGAUGUCUUACCUGGUCAUAUAAUCAAGGGGGGUCGCGGAGAUUCUGUCGUUAAUGAUGAUUGUACGCUCUCGGCUAUGAGCAGAAUACAGGUAACCAGUGAAGCGGUCCUUCCUGCCGGGGUCUGUAAGGCUCCUGUCGAUAGCAUCCUUUGUGUUUCCGUCCCAACCGACCCAGCGCCAACGACACCAGCGAACGAACGAUCAGGACCAAUUGACGACACCUUCACCACAAAAUCGUCUCCUGGAGCCAAGGGUGAUCCUCAUUUCAAAACCCACGGAGGAGAGAUGUACGACUUCCAUGGUGGUUGUGAUCUUGUGUUGGUUGACCACCCUGCCUACAAAAAUGGACAAGGUUUGACUAUCCACAUCCGUACCAAGAUCGAGACAUGGUGGUCCUACAUCGAUACUGCCGUCCUCAAGAUUGGAGAAGAAACUCUCGAGCUGACAGGCAAUGCUCAAGAAGAAGGGCUCUGGGUUAAUGGAGCGGCCAUUAUUACUGAUACCAACGAUGAGUGGAACUUCAGCAAGUUCGCCGGAUAUGUUCUCCGGUACAAAUCCGUAACGGCUAACGACCGCAUUCGUCGCGAAGCCCACCUUCAUUUGGGAAAUGGCGAGAAGAUCCUGUUCAAGACCUUUGCUGACUUUGUCAAGGUUGAGUUCAUGAACGAAAGCGACAACACUCUCAAGGGAUCCUUGGGAUUGUUGGGAACCUACCCCGAAGGUCAGCGUGUGGGACGUGACGGAGCUACCAUGAUGGAAGAUGUCAACAUGUUUGGACAGGAGUGGCAAGUCAAGCCUGACGAACCCAAGUUGUUCCACAGCUACACGGCUGACUGGGUUGUUGCUGCCGGACAAGCUUGCGCAAUGCCUGUUGAUACUCUUGAAAAAAGCCAACUUCGCAAGCGUCGUCUUGCCAACGGCCUUGUUAAAGACGAGAUUGAGAAGGCCUGCGCUCAUCUCAAGGACCCAUCCGAUCACAAGGCUUGUGUCUUUGAUGUGAUUGCCACCCAGGAUAUCACGAUGGCUGGUGCCUGGUAAAUGAAUGGUGCUGUAGCGAACUGAGGAUGCAUGUGCCCACUGGGAGGAAGACAAGGAAGACUGUGUUUUUGAUGUCAUUGCCACCCGUAAUGUUUUGGUGGCUGAAGAAGGUCAUUUGGUUAACAUUGAGUAAGCUAAGCAAAACUCUUUGGUUGACUUGACCUUUUAACGGGACGUCUCGUUACAGCUAGCUAGAUUGCAUAAUUCAUAAUAUGAUAACUGAAUAAAAAGCGAGAACCUUUCAAUAGUAACGACUUCGCU